Arxiozyma heterogenica is the source of this 4668-nucleotide messenger RNA. RefSeq lists its product as uncharacterized. Bases 1 to 4668 code for a protein of 1555 amino acids. The record is from RefSeq and is a predicted model, not a curated record. NCBI's taxonomy places the organism in Eukaryota, Fungi, Ascomycota, Saccharomycetes, Saccharomycetales, Saccharomycetaceae. The transcript has a single exon.
AUGUUGUUGUGUUAUAAGAACUUUGUUGCCAUAUUAUUAUGGUUACAUAUACAUUUACGAUUUGCUACAGCAGCCUAUGCACCAGCUGCAUGUUCAGUUCCAAGCAACGGUACCAUCGGGGCCACUGUUAGAUUUUUUCAGUACCGUAUUCACGAUAAAAGCAGUUAUCAACAAAAAAACUUUUUACUGGGUGGUUAUUUAAAAAAUAAAUACGUAGGUACAAUUACAGGCGUUACAAAUCUAACAUGGUAUUCAGGUAAUGACUGGACCAUUCCUCCAUAUGGUUACACAGGUGUUCCUAUAAGUAACUUCAUGAUGGAAAUUACUGGUUAUUAUAAAGCUCCACUAACCGGUAUUUACACUCUAAACGCUAAAGUGGACGAUUCUGUUACAGUUUUCAUAGGUUCUGGUGAAGCAUUUGAGUGUGGUAAACAACAUGUAGAUUUUGUCUCUCCUCAAUAUCUUUUUACACUUACUGGUAGUGUAACAUAUGGUAUGGAUACAGAAGUACAAACUAUAUAUAUGGAAGAAGGCACAUAUUAUCCAUUUAAACUUCUAUAUAUCAACCAGAAUCAGCAAGGGUUAUUAGAUAUUUCAAUAAAUUUGCCAGACGGUACUAUAGAUAAAGGUAUUGGUAGUAAUCUAUACAGUAUUCCCGAUGAAAGCUUCACUAACACUUCAGAUAUUUCCUUCACGUAUAGUGGAUCUACAGCAUACACAACAACAACCUCUACAAUCACAAACACAGUGCGUGGUUUGAAUGCAACCACAACUACUCAAACAACCACCAUUACGACGAUGCUUAAUUCUUAUAAUGAAGAAGUUAUAGUUGUUUACUAUGAGGCAAUUCCUGCCCCUAUGUUAACUACAUCCUACAUUCCUGGAUUGGUAGGCUCCUCUUCUGCUUUCUCCACUUACACCUCCUACACCACCGACUCCAAUGGAAGCAGCAGUCCAAUUGAAGUUGUUGUUGUUGAGACUCCAAUGAAGAGUACCAUUACAGCAUACAGUUUAGGGUCGGUCAAUUCACCUUCUACCCUUUCCACAUACAUUUCUUAUGUAACCGACUCGAAUGGUAGCAGUAGUGCGGUUGGUGUUAUUGUUGUUGAGACUCCAAAACCAAAACAAAUUACCUCAUACAUUCCAGGUAUCAUAGGUUCUGCUUCAGCCCAAUCCACAAUCACAUCCUACACCACUGAUUCCAACGGUAGCAGCAGUGAAGUUGACAUUGUUGUUGUUGCUACCCCAGUUGGAAGCACUGUUACUGCAUACACUGAAGGUCUAGUGGGCUCUGCUUCUGCCCUUUCUUCCUACAUUUCUUAUGUAACCGACUCGAAUGGUAGCAGUAGUGCGGUUGGUGUUAUUGUUGUUGAGACUCCAAAACCAAAACAAAUUACCUCAUACAUUCCAGGUAUCAUAGGUUCUGCUUCAGCCCAAUCCACAAUCACAUCCUACACCACUGAUUCCAACGGUAGCAGCAGUGAAGUUGACAUUGUUGUUGUUGCUACCCCAGUUGGAAGCACUGUUACUGCAUACACUGAAGGUCUAGUGGGCUCUGCUUCUGCCCUUUCUUCCUACAUUUCUUAUGUAACCGACUCGAAUGGUAGCAGUAGUGCGGUUGGUGUUAUUGUUGUUGAGACUCCAAAACCAAAACAAAUUACCUCAUACAUUCCAGGUAUCAUAGGUUCUGCUUCAGCCCAAUCCACAAUCACAUCCUACACCACUGAUUCCAACGGUAGCAGCAGUGAAGUUGACAUUGUUGUUGUUGCUACCCCAGUUGGAAGCACUGUUACUGCAUACACUGAAGGUCUAGUGGGCUCUGCUUCUGCCCUUUCUUCAUACAUCUCCUACAUCACUGACUCCAAUGGUAGCACCAAAGCCAUUGGUGUUAUUGUUGUUGAGACUCCAAAACCAAAACAAAUUACCUCAUACAUUCCAGGUAUCAUAGGUUCUGCUUCAGCCCAAUCCACAAUCACAUCCUACACCACUGAUUCCAACGGUAGCAGCAGUGAAGUUGACAUUGUUGUUGUUGCUACCCCAGUUGGAAGCACUGUUACUGCAUACACUGAAGGUCUAGUGGGCUCUGCUUCUGCCCUUUCUUCCUACAUUUCUUAUGUAACCGACUCGAAUGGUAGCAGUAGUGCGGUUGGUGUUAUUGUUGUUGAGACUCCAAAACCAAAACAAAUUACCUCAUACAUUCCAGGUAUCAUAGGUUCUGCUUCAGCCCAAUCCACAAUCACAUCCUACACCACUGAUUCCAACGGUAGCAGCAGUGAAGUUGACAUUGUUGUUGUUGCUACCCCAGUUGGAAGCACUGUUACUGCAUACACUGAAGGUCUAGUGGGCUCUGCUUCUGCCCUUUCUUCCUACAUUUCUUAUGUAACCGACUCGAAUGGUAGCAGUAGUGCGGUUGGUGUUAUUGUUGUUGAGACUCCAAAACCAAAACAAAUUACCUCAUACAUUCCAGGUAUCAUAGGUUCUGCUUCAGCCCAAUCCACAAUCACAUCCUACACCACUGAUUCCAACGGUAGCAGCAGUGAAGUUGACAUUGUUGUUGUUGCUACCCCAGUUGGAAGCACUGUUACUGCAUACACUGAAGGUCUAGUGGGCUCUGCUUCUGCCCUUUCUUCCUACAUUUCUUAUGUAACCGACUCGAAUGGUAGCAGUAGUGCGGUUGGUGUUAUUGUUGUUGAGACUCCAAAACCAAAACAAAUUACCUCAUACAUUCCAGGUAUCAUAGGUUCUGCUUCAGCCCAAUCCACAAUCACAUCCUACACCACUGAUUCCAACGGUAGCAGCAGUGAAGUUGACAUUGUUGUUGUUGCUACCCCAGUUGGAAGCACUGUUACUGCAUACACUGAAGGUCUAGUGGGCUCUGCUUCUGCCCUUUCUUCAUACAUCUCCUACAUCACUGACUCCAAUGGUAGCACCAAAGCCAUUGGUGUUAUUGUUGUUGAGACUCCAAAACCAAAACAAAUUACCUCAUACAUUCCAGGUAUCAUAGGUUCUGCUUCAGCCCAAUCCACAAUCACAUCCUACACCACUGAUUCCAACGGUAGCAGCAGUGAAGUUGACAUUGUUGUUGUUGCUACCCCAGUUGGAAGCACUGUUACUGCAUACACUGAAGGUCUAGUGGGCUCUGCUUCUGCCCUUUCUUCAUACAUCUCCUACAUCACUGACUCGAAUGGUAGCAGUAGUGCGGUUGGUGUUAUUGUUGUUGAGACUCCAAAACCAAAACAAAUUACCUCAUACAUUCCAGGUAUCAUAGGUUCUGCUUCAGCCCAAUCCACAAUCACAUCCUACACCACUGAUUCCAACGGUAGCAGCAGUGAAGUUGACAUUGUUGUUGUUGCUACCCCAGUUGGAAGCACUGUUACUGCAUACACUGAAGGUCUAGUGGGCUCUGCUUCUGCCCUUUCUUCCUACAUUUCUUAUGUAACCGACUCGAAUGGUAGCAGUAGUGCGGUUGGUGUUAUUGUUGUUGAGACUCCAAAACCAAAACAAAUUACCUCAUACAUUCCAGGUAUCAUAGGUUCUGCUUCAGCCCAAUCCACAAUCACAUCCUACACCACUGAUUCCAACGGUAGCAGCAGUGAAGUUGACAUUGUUGUUGUUGCUACCCCAGUUGGAAGCACUGUUACUGCAUACACUGAAGGUCUAGUGGGCUCUGCUUCUGCCCUUUCUUCCUACAUUUCUUAUGUAACCGACUCGAAUGGUAGCACCAAAGCCAUUGGUGUUAUUGUUGUUGAGACUCCAAAACCAAAACAAAUUACCUCAUACAUUCCAGGUAUCAUAGGUUCUGCUUCAGCCCAAUCCACAAUCACAUCCUACACCACUGAUUCCAACGGUAGCAGCAGUGAAGUUGACAUUGUUGUUGUUGCUACCCCAGUUGGAAGCACUGUUACUGCAUACACUGAAGGUCUAGUAGGAUCUGCUUCUGCCCUUUCUUCAUACAUCUCCUACGUCACUGACUCGAAUGGUAGCAGUAGUGCAGUUGGUGUUAUUGUUGUCGAGACUCCAGCUGUCAGCCAAAUCACCUCAUACAUCCCAGGUUUGGUUACUUCUGCAUCUCCUCUUUCUACAUCUACUUCCUACACCACUAACUCUGAUGGAAGCAGUAGUCCAAUCGACAUUGUUAUUGUGGCUACUCCAAGUAUAGCUCCUUCAAGUCUAGGAUAUCAUUACUGGAAUUCUUCAUCAACAUCUACAGCAUUCUCAUAUUCUGGAAUGGCAGAAUCUUCAAAAGAAAACACUGCAGCUACAAGAAACACAGAGACUGCAGGAAGCAAUAAUUGGAAUACUAAUAAGGCUGAGCCAUCAUUGUCAUUAUCACCUUCUGGAAUGGCAGAGUCUUCAAAAGAAAACACUGCAGCUACAAGAAACACAGAGACUACAGGUGGCAAUAAUUGGAGCACUAUGAAGAUUGGAUCAUCGUCCAGAACAAACGGGGUUGAAACUGAAGCAGGUUCGUUGGCUGGAACUACAGUAAAUCCUCUACAGGUUGCUGUAACUCAAGAACCAUUACACGUAUCUUCCCAAACCGCAAAGCCAAGUGGCAGAUCAAGUGCGGUAACAUUGUCACAGUAUGAAGCUUCUGCUCCUACCACUGCAGCUAAAUGGUCAAGCUUUGCAUUGGCACUCUUCUCUUUGCUUCCAUUCAUAUUUUAG